AAAGUUAGCAUGUCGCCGUGGGGCAACAUUUGUCGCAUCUGCAGCAGCCCCGCAGACUAUGAGAUAUUUGCCAAGAUACCAACGUACUUGCAUGGCACCACGAACGAGUUUCUGGCGUGGCAGAAGCCAAUAAACAUAUUGCUGGAAGAGACAACGGGUUUGAAAAACUCUACAGACGAUGGCCUGCCCCGAAAUAUCUGCGCACCUUGCAUUUCGUAUCUUAAACAUGCCGUCACAUUCCGCGAGCAGUGCAUUAAGAAUGCACUCAGCCUCAAGCUGGCGGCGCUCUAUCAACAGAAGUCGGUGAAUAUCACGGAGAAGAGUAAAAAAGAUAAGGAGAGUGCAUUGUUCACGGCCGAGGAUCUGCGUUAUGUGGAACAGCGGCCGGUGCACAAUUUGUUGCUGAAUAACACCGUCAAGCUGGAGGGCACAAAAGACAAAGUUCACAAGCAACUGCUCAACCAGAAUACGCCGCAGCUGACCGCCAAUUCCGAGCAACGUACACAGUAUCUUAAUUUAUUAUAUGACAAGCAUCAGCACUGUAAGGCAAAGCAGGGCAGGGACAUGGAGCUGCCCACCACCAGUGGCAAUGGCAUUGUCGAUGACGAGGAAGACUAUGCCGCUGUCAGCUCCAGCGAUGAGAACGAGGAGGCUGCUUUGCUGCGCAAGCACAAAAAUUGCUACAACUACAGCGAAACGAAUUUCGAGGAAGACGAUCCCAUGGAGCAGGAUCAGUUGCGCGACAUUAAGGUGACCAUACCAGAGCCCAUGUGGAAGGAGCGCAAGUGCCCAGCAUGCCUCAAGCGUUUCAUGUUCGAGGACUCGCAUCAGACGCAUCUGGACAACUGCGUGGAGUAUCAGUUCAUCACAUUUGUGACUGAGAUGACAAAGUUGCUGGAAAUCAGAAAACAGAAAAUGGUCUCGCCCCACGAGUUCAUCAGGCGCAUGAUCUUUGCACUGCACAAAACCUGCACCUGGCUGCAGGAACAUUCCAUUGACACGCUGCUGGCCGAUAAACUGAAUCAAGUGAAAGUCUCAAAUGGUGAGAGAACAGAGAAAGAAGCGCCCACCCAGCCGGAGUUGGAGGUUAAAAUUGAGGAUCUGUUUGACUAUGUUAGUGGCACGACAACUCCCAUUACGGCGGAGAAUAAUGUCCUGUAUGCGAUUGCACGCUCUGAGAGUACAAAUUCUCAGUGCAAGCCAAAAACGCCGCUGGCAGAGAGAUUACUAGACACUGAGAUAAUCAAUGCCCCAAGAGCUUCGCUGGCAGGGGUGAAGAAACCGAUUCCCAUUCGCGUUAAACCCGCAAGCAGUUCGAUUGGUAUGGGUCUGCGACCCUCUCCGCAGCAGGGCUUGCGACCCUCUCCGCAGCAGCCCAAUGGGGAACCUCUUGGUUUGGGUCUUCGGCCACCAGCGCAGCAGCAGCAACAGCAACAGCAGCAGCCCAACGGCGAUAAGCACAAGGAGCGUGUAACGUUUCUGGAAAAGCUCCAGCGCGCUGCAGUCACACCUGGCUCUGGCACUCCGCCAGUUCAGGCGGCAGCUGCAGCUGCAGCCCCACCCUCGUUCUCGGCUCGAUGCGGUCAGUGCAAUUUACCCUUUGACUCUGUCUCCGACUUGGAGAUUCACAAUAUUAAUUAUCACAACAGCCAAAACGAGAAUGAACCCAAUACUAUUCUAAGCACAGACGACGAUGACCAGAGGCGUCGCAUAAUUGCCCUUUUCGAAGAUGAUCUAUAAUAAGUUCCACCGCCCCCAC
Drosophila obscura is the source of this 1759-nucleotide messenger RNA. RefSeq lists its product as uncharacterized. The record is from RefSeq and is a predicted model, not a curated record. Gene Ontology annotation, molecular function: zinc ion binding. NCBI's taxonomy places the organism in Eukaryota, Metazoa, Arthropoda, Insecta, Diptera, Drosophilidae. The transcript is spliced from 2 exons. Gene Ontology annotation, cellular component: nucleus. Bases 10 to 1740 code for a protein of 576 amino acids.